UCGCUCUCCACCUCAGAAGGAACCUGAAUCUGAGGGGGCCGACAGCUCCACGACCCGGGAGGAGCACUUUCCAGGACACACCAGCGCGAGCUUCCGGAGCCGGUUACUAGAAAGGAUAAGCGCUGAGAAGCAACCAUUAAGAAAAUGGCGAUGCCCCCAAAAACCAUUGUGGAUUUCUUACGUGCUCAUCGUUUAGAUCAUUGGCCAAGGACAACUCAUUUAAAAUAUGAUUUUUAUGAAUCUUUACAAGCAAUGGACAAAUUAAAAGAAGAGUGUUCAUUUGAUGCAAUUCAUAAACAUUUAUGUGAACAUGUUCCUACACAGCAUAAAGCCCUCUUAGAAAUGGAAUUCAGGUUGAAGGACUUAUAUGGUGAUUUUGUAGAACAUGUUACCAGAUUCCUGAAUUUUCCACCAACUCCAGCCUAUUCAGAGAAGGAAAAAAAGUUGGUAGAAAUAAAGAAGAUGAUAGAGAAAUUCAAGAAGAAAAGAAUAUUGAUGUAUCCAUAUCGUACCACUGAAAAGAAGAGUAUAGAGAAUUAUACCUUCCCAGGUUUCAAAGCCAACAAGAGUACCAAACUACCCAGACAUUUGGAAGCUACUGAAAUUUUUCUCUAUGUUUUAAAAACCCAGAAGCUUGAGAGAAAGAGUUUUAAAAUUUGGUUACCUUUGCUACUCUCAGAGUCAUCUAUUGAGCUCUUAAAAGAUGCCUUUUGGUGGUGGUUUCUACAUAAGUUCAAGCCUAAUCAAUGUGACCAAGAUCACUUGUUUGAUAGGAUUUCAGAAAAUUAUGUGUCAUUCAUCGUGAGAGUGCCGAACUAUGAGAAAGAUACUUUUUUUAAGCUUUAUCCUGACUGUUUGUCACAAGCCAUCUAUACAAUAUUCCAGGAAGCAUUUCCAGAUUCUUCUCAUCUAUUUGAUGAUGAAUUUAAAGAAGAACUAGUGACAACCAUUUUUCAGUGGGUGACAGGUGUAAUACCCCCAAGACGUGUUUGGACUCGAUGGAAUCUUGGUAGAUUAGAAGAAAACACUAUCCAUGGUACAAUAAAAAGGUUUAUAGAGAUUGAAGACCAAAAACUUAAAUGCAGAAACCUUUUAGAUAAAAAAAUGGAAUUUGACCUGGAAAAACUAAUAAUGGACUACAGAAAUGUGCUGCUUCCAUCACCUGAAGAGCCUGUGGCAAAAAAAGAGUCUCAUUUAGUUGGCCUUGGUCCACAAUUUUGCCGUAUUCUCUUCACACUUGGAGGCCAGAGUCCUCUGGUAGCAUACUAUAUGAAGGUGCAUGAAAUCGGGAGAAAUCCAAAACUUCCGUAUUCCAAUAUUCAAAUGACUCAAAUUUACCAAUGGCCAGCAACAGAAGGUCAAACAUACAAUGAAGUUAUAACAGAAAGCAGAAAAAUAUUUGCCAAGAACAAAGCUGCUCACAAGAUAGAAUCCAAAUAUAUUAAAGAUGAGAUAAGAGAAAUUCAGCAAAAACAUCGGGAACAUAACAGGAUGUUUGAAAGCUUUAAAGACAAAGCCAAACAGAGACCAGAAGAAGCCAUGCAUGACUGUAGAAAGUAUCUAGAGAAAUUGCGUGAAGUACAAAAAAAGGCUGCAAUAAGCAGGACACCAUCAGAAGUUGUUGCUGGAGCCAUAGCCUCGAUUCCUUAUUUUGCUUGUCUACCUACCUUGCAUCAUCAUUUCCAGGAGGAAGAGGAGGCUCAAGAGGAGAAAAAACCAGAUGAUCAAAAAAGCUCAACCUUUUCAUUGUAUUAGUUUAAUUAUAAUAAUAAAUCCAACUCACUUUCCAACACAUCUUGGUGUCAGUGAUGGAAGGGAGAAAACAAAAACA
This is a messenger RNA of Monodelphis domestica (gray short-tailed opossum), 1831 nucleotides long. It is a transcript of the gene FAM227B, whose product is annotated as family with sequence similarity 227 member B. The record is from RefSeq and is a predicted model, not a curated record. NCBI's taxonomy places the organism in Eukaryota, Metazoa, Chordata, Mammalia, Didelphimorphia, Didelphidae.